GUAUAAGAAGAGUUGAUUAGGAUGUCCCGUAGUGAGAAUUACUCGGUGCGGCUUUGACUAUCAACCUCGUCCCGUUCCAAACUUCCACCUCAAACAACAGUCAAUAUUAUGAAGCUUCUAUCAUCAAUCGCAUGCCUCCUAGGUACGGCAGCUGCCGCGGUCGACAUUCUGUUGCCGCUUUAUAUCUACCCUAUCAACGAUCUACAGAAGCCUUACGAUGGUACUGUGGACUGGCAAGCAGCUAUUGCUGCCAUUGACGCCCACCCGGACUUGACAUUCAACGUCAUCAUCAACCCCAACAGCGGCCCUCCCUUUGCUUUUGAGGACGGCAUCAAGAUUGACUGGGCCCAGUGGAUUGACCAAAUCAAUGACCGUCCCAAUACUGUGACCUUGGGCUACAUCUCGACCCUUGGCACAGUACAAGCCCAGCCCCAGGACAUCGCCGUCGUCAAGCAGGGAGUCGAUACCUAUGCCGCAUGGGAUACAACUAACGGCUGGGAUGGCAACUCUUGGGACAUUCACAUGGACGGUAUCUUCUUCGAUGAGGUCAACACCGCUCCCGCCCAGCUUCAGUACUACACUGAUAUCACCAACUAUGCCAAGUCCGCUACGGGCGUGGUGGUACUAAAUCCGGGUGUGGCCGUCGACCCCGCCAGCUCCUCGCUCUAUACUGUGGCCGAUGCAAUCCUGUCGUUGGAGACAUGCUACACGGCUGAUUCCGAUGCGCCCCAGGAUCGGUGUCCGAGAAAUACGUACACGCCGUUCACGCCCGCGUCGUUGAGCUCGCUACCGACGGACGCCGCGCAGAGAGCCAAGUCUGCUGUUCUGGUCCACGACUUUUAUGACGAUUGGCAGCCUUACCAGCCUGCUCCGGUGGCGACUCUCCAGGCAGAUAUCAAUGCUAUUGUUGCGCAGGGUGUGCAUAGCUUGUAUAUCACGCAGUGGGGAUAUAAUGAGAGCUUCACGCGCGAGCCGGCCAGUGUUGGGACCGUCUCCAAUUUGCUGGCGCUGGCUCAGGGCUUGGGAUCCGGCGUGCCCCUAUGAUUGAGGUCUAUCAUAGCCUUGGAAAUUAUCGUUGGCUCAUCCAUCUCAUUGUCAGACUCGCGCAAAUAGGACUCUGGUCGAAUUACAUGUGGUGUUUCUAAAACUCACUUAUAAAUUUGCCGUGCUUCCAAGCCUUUGGUGCGAAGA
This is a messenger RNA of Colletotrichum acutatum, 1191 nucleotides long. RefSeq names its product Spherulation-specific family 4. The transcript has a single exon. Bases 109 to 1044 code for a protein of 311 amino acids. NCBI's taxonomy places the organism in Eukaryota, Fungi, Ascomycota, Sordariomycetes, Glomerellales, Glomerellaceae. The record is from RefSeq and is a predicted model, not a curated record.